Messenger RNA from Guyanagaster necrorhizus, 3459 nucleotides. RefSeq lists its product as uncharacterized. The record is from RefSeq and is a predicted model, not a curated record. Gene Ontology annotation, cellular component: cytoplasm; ubiquitin ligase complex; nucleus. Gene Ontology annotation, biological process: ERAD pathway; protein polyubiquitination; ubiquitin-dependent protein catabolic process. The transcript is spliced from 23 exons. Bases 59 to 3364 code for a protein of 1101 amino acids. Gene Ontology annotation, molecular function: ubiquitin-ubiquitin ligase activity. NCBI's taxonomy places the organism in Eukaryota, Fungi, Basidiomycota, Agaricomycetes, Agaricales, Physalacriaceae.
CCCUUCUACCGACCACCACCUCGGUCUGUCUUCUAUCUUAUAGUCUUCGUCGACAGCAAUGAGCGACAAUACUCUCACGACUCCUCAGGAUGACGCAGAGCGUAUUCGCCUGAAGAGGCUAGCACGAUUGCAGAGUACAGCAGGCUCAGCCUCAAGUACGCCAGGCUCGGCGCCUACUCUUUCUACAUCGGCUGCCGCAUCAAUUGCAUCUCCGUCAAAGCUUUCUACAUCGUCACGCCCAGCGACAACAAAGAAACCAAUCUUCCCAGCAUCUCCCCCACCAGCGCCUUCUUCUGUACCAAUUAAGAAAAAGACCCCUGCAAGGUUCAGCGUCGACGCAUGGACUCACGAUACUGUCGCACACAUUCUGAAAGUCACGUUGGAGAAAUCGGUCGCAGAACACAGUGGUUACGAAAUUGUAUGGCUUAAGCAGUUGGCAGAAGAGAUAAAGGCGGAUGGAAUAAGUGCACAGAAACUCGAUGAAACCCUGGUUGACAGGCUCCUCAUAGCAAGACUUGAGAUAGACCCCUUGCAAAUGAGUGAUGACUUGGAAUACAUGCCCGUGCUUGCCAGUUUACCCCCGCAACAAACCGUAUUCGAAUAUCUGGUCGGCUGUUGGAAAAGACUGAAUGCCUCUCGCAGCACUUUAAUCAAGAAGGGUUACACGCCCGUCGAUACACAGAAUGCUUUGAACAAACUGGAGAAAAUUCGAGAUCUCAUAAUCAGUUAUGCUGGCCUGACAUUACAGGAGCCGGAGAUGUUCCCUCAGCCAUCUGGUCGUCCACUAGGUGCACCGGAGUUGGUUUCCCCUCUCUUGUCUCUCUCGGCUUUGUCAGCACCGCUGCUUUCAGGGCCUGUAUUUUCAUCAAACAUGCUCGAUCCUUCGGAUAUAGAGCAAUUCUUACAAGAUUUGGCGCGUCGUUUCGAACCAGACAACGAAAUCGAUGGCGUUCUUGGGCCUGUCGUCCAACAGCUUCUUUUCCACCCUUCACUGUUCCGACCGGAGGGUCUUGGUGGUGGAGAUGCCAGCUGGCGAGGUAUUGUCAGUGGACUUGAGGCUCUUGUGUCGGUUAAAGCUAUCGCAAACAUGAUCACAAGAAUGGAAGAAUGGAAUCCUCCAUCAGCGAGUGCUCCUACAUUUGAGACCACAUCUUUAAUGGGGCCAUUAUGCCGGUUGGGCGUCUUCUCGAGAGAAUGGCCGGGAAUCUCGCAAAGUUACUUCUCCGAUCCGGAGAAACGGUCCAAGGAUGAUAUUGAGUCAUCUUAUGCCAGUCUGCGAGGGACACUGAAGAUUCUUCAGUCCUCUCUUUUCCAAAUAUUUAAUACACUCGUUAGGGCUUCCUCUCAAUCGAGGGAAGCUGUGUUGGAUUAUUUUUCCAGAGUUAUUACUCUCAAUGUGAAGCGAGCUGGCAUGCAGGUUGAUCCUACUACUGUUUCCAGCGACAGCUUCAUGGUUAACUUACAAACGAUCCUCCUCCGAUUUGCUGAGCCUUUCAUGGAUGCCAACUACACCAAGAUGGACCGUAUUGAUCCACUAUACUAUGCGCACUCGUCCCGAAUUGACCUUCAGGAAGAAACUCGGAUCAAAGCUACCAGCAAUGAAGCCAAUGAAUGGGUCGAGCAGAAUAAGGUUCCCAAUGCGCCUCCUCCCAACUUCAUUUCUGACAUUUUCUACCUUGCCAUCGCAAUGAGUCACUACGGAUAUCAGCGAACAAUACAGUCCUAUACAGGACUAGGCAAGAACAUCGAAGAUAUGCAGCGUCAUUUGGAUUACCUAAACGGUGACGAAUCAUGGGUGGGGGGUCCCUUACAAUCCCGACGUGAAGCAGCCAUCAACGCAGUCAAGAUCGAAAUUGCAAAAAUCCGGGCGUCCGAAUUCGCAUAUCAAGCACAGCUAUUGGAUCCGGAACUUAUUAUACGGACUCUGGGAUUCACCAACUUUUUGUCGACAUGGUUAGUUCGUCAAGCGGACCCUAAGAAGACCCAUCCAAACUUGCAAAUAGAAUUGCCUCUGCCGAAGGAUGUUCCCAUGUCUUUCAGGGUGCUUCCGGAGUAUAUCGUCGAAGAUAUUGUCGAAUAUUUUCUAUUCGCUGUACAAUACUCUCCUGACAAGUUCGAUUUGUCAGGCAAGACCGAGUUGCUCAUAUUUGUCCUGACCUUCCUUUCUUCAACAUGGUACAUCAAGAACCCAUUUUUGAAGUCCAAAAUAAAUGAUGUCCUUUUCAUCGGCAUCUGGAACUUUGGUCGAGAACGAGACGGUGUCCUUGGAUUCCUUUUGAACACGCAUCCACUGGCAUUGAAGCAUCUCAUGUCAUCCCUGAUGCACUUUUAUAUCGAGGUUGAGCAAACCGGAGCCAGUUCUCAAUUCUAUGACAAAUUCAAUGCACGGAGGAAUAUAUCCUCAAUCUUGAAGGUGGUCUGGAACAACCCUGUUCACAGAGAGGCUCUAAAUAUUGAAGCAAAGAACGUUGAAAAAUUUGUUCGCUUCGUCAACCUGAUGAUCAACGACGUUACAUACCUUAUGGAUGAGUCGCUAUCGGAGCUAACCCAAAUACACAACAUCCAAGUCGAGAUGGAUGAUCAAGCCUGGAAUGAACAAACACAAGAGCAUCGCCGUGAAAGAGAGGGUGCUCUAAGCUCCUUGGAGCGCCACGCAUCCGGAUACAUCAGCUUAAGCAGGGCGACUGUGGAGCUUCUAAAGGUGUUCACGGCUGAGACGAAAGCACCGUUCAUGAUGCCUGAAAUUGUUGACCGCUUGGCGGCGAUGCUGGAUUAUAACCUCCAUGCCUUGGUUGGACCGAGAUGUUCUGAGCUGAACGUGCGAAACCCAGAAAAAUAUAGGUUCAACCCUAGAGAGCUUCUCAGCGACAUUUUGCAAGUGUUUAUAAAUCUCAGUGACCGAGAUGAGUUCGUCAAGGCAGUCGCUAAUGACGGACGAAGCUAUAGCAAGGAGCUAUUUGAAUCGGCUCAAGCAACCGCACUUCGGCGUGGUCUGAAGGUGGAGGCAGAAAUACAAAUAUUGAGAGGUUUUGUUGAAAGAGUGGAAGCAGCGAAGGCCGUCAUGGAAGCGGAGGAGGAACUGGGAGAUGUACCGGACGAAUUCCUAGAUCCCUUAAUGUACACGGUCAUGCGAGAUCCUGUUAUUCUUCCAUCUUCCCGUGCGAUUGUCGACCGAUCGACAAUUAAAUCGCAUCUACUGUCAGAUUCCAAGGACCCCUUCAACCGGGUGGCGCUUAGUAUUGAAGACGUUAUACCAGAUACGGCGCUGAAAACGAGGAUAGAGGCCUUCUUGGCGGAAAGACGGAAGAAAACGAGCAGCAGUUCACAUCCAGAAGGUGUCGCUGAUAUCCAAGUAGAUUCAUGAGUUCUGUGCUGCCCGAUUGUAUGAUAAAUGUACACUGAAUGAAGCCUCGUAUGGCGUACAUUGUACCAUAAUAUCAAACUUUAGCAAAAGACCUU